Molecule: messenger RNA, 968 nt
Organism: Gossypium raimondii (Peruvian cotton)
Lineage: Eukaryota; Viridiplantae; Streptophyta; Magnoliopsida; Malvales; Malvaceae
Product: ethylene-responsive transcription factor ERF105
Exons: 1
Coding region: 104-814 (236 amino acids)
Biological process (GO): ethylene-activated signaling pathway; regulation of DNA-templated transcription
Molecular function (GO): DNA binding; DNA-binding transcription factor activity
Source: RefSeq, a predicted model, not a curated record
AAUCCACCACGCUCCCCAUUUUCCACUCAAAUCCAUCAGUUUCCCCUUUUUUUAGUCUCCAACUUCCAUUUCUCUUGUCGGUGUUGAUAUCAUAAAUACCAAAAUGGCAUGUUCUGAAGAAACAUCAGCCCAGUUAGAACUUAUCAGGCAACAUCUCUUUACUGAUUUUGCUUCCAUGGAAACUCCACCACCCUUCUAUCAACUCUCAAAUUCCGAGUCAUCUCAUGUUUAUAGCCCGACCCGGUUAAAACAAUCGAGUCUCAGCCAACGUCGUCCUUCUAUUAACGUUAUGAUCCCACCCACAAGUUUUAACAUAGGCCCAAACCCGGUUCCAGAUUCGGCUGCGGUGGCGGUUGAAUCAUACGAGAAAAGUCAUUAUAGAGGUGUCAGAAGACGACCAUGGGGGAAGUUUGCGGCUGAAAUUAGAGACCCUAACAAGAAAGGGGCAAGGGUUUGGCUUGGAACAUUUGACACCGCCAUAGAAGCGGCAAAAGCAUAUGAUAGAGCUGCCUUUAAGCUACGCGGUAGCAAAGCUAUACUGAAUUUUCCUCAUGAAGCUGGAAAAUCAAAUUUCUCAGAGUCAGGGAAAAGGAGGAGAAAUGAAGAGGAAGGAGAAGGAGAAAAGAGAGUGAGCCUGUUGGAGUCCAAAGCAGGGAGAAGAGAGGAGGAGGUAACGGUGGCAGAAUGUGGAACGCCGUCGAAUCAGACGGGGAUCGGGGAUAAUGAAGAUAUAAAUGAAAUAUUCGGCGGCCCACUCUUAUCACCCUUAUCAUCGUUUCCAUGGUUCGGGUAUUCCAGGCUUGAGGUUAUGUAAAAGCUUAGCAAGGAAUGUGGCUGUGUUUACUUUUUAAGUGUUUAGUAAUGAGUAGGGAUGGGAUGCCUAAAGCCUAAGCAUUUUCAGAUCAAAUUGCAUUUGUUCUUUCUUCUGUUUACUUAAUAAAUAAAAUUGUCUUCUCCUCUUCUUUGCC